CCCCCACCCUUCAACCCUUCUCUCCCCUUGCCCCGAGGCAGGACUCUCUUUCUGUCUCUCUCCUGAUUGGGGGGCGGGUCUGGCUCAUUCCCACGCCCCCCCAAGAUCCCCGUCUUUGUGCGCAAUUGGGGCGGGGGGAGAGAGAAAGUCCGGGCCCCGAGGAGCCGCCGGAGGCGGUGGGCGCUAACAAAGGGAAAAGAGGGGGACUGUGUGCUCGCCUCUCUCUCUCUGUGUCUGUGUCUGUGUGUGUCUGUGUGUACUGGGGGAGGGGGCAUAAGGGGAGGGGACAGAGGGGUGUCGAAGGCCGGCGAGGAUCCGCAGGCCGGGCAGCAGCCUCCGGGUCCGGCCCCGGGUCCGUCCUCCCGGCCCGGGCCAUGUUGUCACCGCGCCAGCCUCCGCUCCAGCCUCUGCUCCAGCCUCCGCGCCAGCCCGGCUCCCGCCCAACGAGAGGCUCAGGGCUCGGUCACUCGGUCCAGCAGGACGGCAGGCCGGCCGCCCGCUCCGCCAGGGACUGACAAGAAGCUGCAGAGCCGGCCUGAGGUGUGAUAAAAGUGGGACAGAAAUAAAAAUGGCAAGGAGAGGCUGAGAUCAGUUCAUUCAUCAGCAGAGAUCAGCUUCAAGGUGGUGGUUCUUGAUCUUUGCUAGAAAAAUGUAUGUCAGACUUGAAUGCAAGCGAAGAGACUUUCCUGAUGACGGAAAACAUUUUGCAAGUACCUGAAGAUGAAGACUAGCUGCAGCAAGCACUUAGUACAGUGCUUUGCACACAGAAUAAUUUCCUGUCCUGGGUUGAGGAGCGCAAUUUGAUGCACCCUACAUUAUGGUUCAUAUCAACCUGCUGAAAAAAUUGAUGUAUGUCCUCUUGGCUUUUCUUCUGUUCCUGACUAUUUGUUUGUGGAAGGAAACAAGAAAAGGCUAUUAUGUCUCUUUCAAGUCGGAGACGAGAAGUUUUCAGUUGCCUAGGACACUGGAGAAGUGGGGCGGUGAGCUGAAUCCGGAUCCAGGCCCCAAGGGAAGGAUACAGGAUCCAGUCCAAGAGGCCCAGCCCACCACCGCGCCGGGAGACAAAGCCAAGCCCAAGAAAGCCCUGAGCUCCCUCAAAGUCUGGAACGAAGACAAUUCUUCCAAGAAUCUCAUCCCGAGGCUGCAGAAGGUUAGGAAAAAUUACCUGAAUAUGAACAAGUAUAACGUGACAUAUACGGGGAAACGGCAAACCACGAAGCUCAGUGCUGGGGAGCUUCUCUGUCAGCUUCGGGACCGAGUGAAUGUGACCAUGAUUCGAGAGACCGAUGUCCCCUUCAAUACCUCCGAAUGGAAGACCUACCUACCGGAGGACGAGAUCAGUGGGAAAAUGGGGCAUUUGGGGAGAUGUGCUGUGGUGUCAUCUGCUGGGUCCAUGAAGUCAUCACAUCUAGGCCCAGAGAUAGACAGCCACGAUGCCGUCCUGAGAUUUAAUGGUGCUCCUACAGAAGGAUUUCAGAAUGAUGUAGGAGAGAAAACAACAGUCCGCCUCAUUAAUUCCCAGCUAGUAACUGUGGAAGAGCAGCACUUUCUUAAAGGAAGUUUAUAUAAUAACGGGAUCCUAAUUGUGUGGGAUCCAUCCCCCUACCAUUCAGAAAUUCCUGAGUGGUACAAAAAACCCGACUACAACUUCUUUGCAAACUACAAGCAGCAUCGCAAACAGCACCCUGAUCAGCCCUUUUACAUCCUGAAUCCUAAAAUGCCAUGGGAACUCUGGGAUAUCCUUCAGGAAAAUUCCCCAGAAGAUAUUCAGCCAAACCCUCCAUCAUCUGGAAUGCUUGGUAUUGUAAUCAUGAUGAACUUUUGUGACCAAGUGGAUGUGUACGAAUUUCUCCCUUCCAAACGGCAGACGGAUAUUUGCCAUUAUUAUCAGCGAUUUCACGAUAGUGCCUGUACUAUGGGCGCCUACCACCCGCUGUUAUUCGAGAAAAAUCUAGUGAAGCACAUCAACCAAGGAGAUGAUGAGGAUAUUUACAACUACGGAAAAGUCACUCUCCCCGGCCUCAGGAACAUCAAAUGUUAGUGCCCAACCUUGGUGGCACUUCCAGAAAUCUCCUGAUUUGCCAAGCAAAAGAGGGGCUUUGCCCAAGUGGCCACCUCUGAGAACUGACUUUCUCUGAAAGUAAACUCCUCUCAGAAACAUUUGAGUUAGAAUCGGCCAUUUGGAUCUUAGUUGUCAGGGACGAUAAAGUCUUAUAUACUGCUGUUCUAGUGUCCACUUUCAGAUUGAAAUCAUCAGAAUUGCCCAGAUGUGUCCUAAAACGUAGCACAAUGACAACAUUCUCGGAUAUAAAAAACAAAGUGGCUAUGAGCUGGAAAAGCAUACACACACACACACACACACACACACAAACCUGCCCCCGUCCUUCUCCCUCAUUUCUACACAUGCCUUCAUAACCACACAACUGUUCCUUUAUAACGCCAAACCCAUAUUGUUGGAUAAGACAAGGGAAGAAACAUAAUGCACCCAGUUUUCUUAUAAUGCGAGGGUUGCUUUCUUGUAUGGGCCGCUGCAUUAAGAAACACUCGUACUGUCAAACUUCCUCAUUUUACCACUUUACACUGUUUUCUUCAGUUGGGCUUAUGUCAUCAGAAGAUAGCAUCCUAAUUCACAAACAGUGUUCUAAAUAAAAUGUAUAAUGAAA
Molecule: messenger RNA, 2663 nt
Organism: Ornithorhynchus anatinus (platypus)
Lineage: Eukaryota; Metazoa; Chordata; Mammalia; Monotremata; Ornithorhynchidae
Gene: ST6GAL1
Product: ST6 beta-galactoside alpha-2,6-sialyltransferase 1
Exons: 8
Coding region: 818-2041 (407 amino acids)
Molecular function (GO): sialyltransferase activity
Source: RefSeq, a predicted model, not a curated record